This is a messenger RNA of Chrysoperla carnea, 667 nucleotides long. RefSeq names its product baculoviral IAP repeat-containing protein 5-like. Bases 218 to 667 code for a protein of 149 amino acids. The record is from RefSeq and is a predicted model, not a curated record. Lineage: Eukaryota; Metazoa; Arthropoda; Insecta; Neuroptera; Chrysopidae. The transcript is spliced from 3 exons.
GUAUCUCAUAAAUUUGAAAUGUAAAUAAUCAUGAACAAAGAUUGAAGAAUUUCAUUUAACGUCCGUGAAAGAGUUAAAAAUUAAAAUUUAUUUCAAAAACUAAUAUUAAUGUUUAUUAUUUUUUAAACUAAGAAUUGUUGUGAAAUUAGAUAACUUGAAAACAUCAUUUAAACACAUCAUCCGCAAUCAUCUCUUAAUUGAGGAACAAAAUUUGAACAUGAUGGAAAAAAUACUUGAUUCUGGUAUACAUGACAUGGCAGCCAUGGCUUUCGAAAAACAUCGACUGAGGACGUUUAAAACUUGGCCUUUUAAUAAUUCUUGUAACUGCUCAACCAAAAAUAUGGCUGAGGCUGGUUUUUAUUUAAUUGCAAGUGAAGAUAGCGAAGCAGAUGCUGUUGAAUGUUUUUAUUGUGGUAAACAAUUGGACGGAUGGGAGGAUUCGGAUGACCCAUGGAAAGAGCAUUAUAAGCAUGCAUCAUAUUGUGAUUUUGCAAAAUUAAAGAAACCUGAAAUUCAAUUAACAGUUGAAGAAUUUUUGAAUUUGUAUCAUAAUGCAUUGAAAAAUCGUAUUAAUAAAAUUAUUGAUGCUAAAAUUGUUGAGGCACAAAAUCAUCAUCAGGAUGUAUUAAAAAAAUAUAAAAGAGAUUAUAAAAAAAUAAAGAACUAA